This is a messenger RNA of Amoebophrya sp. A120, 2424 nucleotides long. Lineage: Eukaryota; Dinophyceae; Syndiniales; Amoebophryaceae. The record is from the annotation of a GenBank genome assembly.
UAGAUGCCACUGCUCGUUAUCAGGGGCUUCGCUACGGUCAGGGACUCCAUCAAGCUAUGAGAGAGUGUCAAAAAACAUUCACCAUAGCGGGUCCCCGCUACGAUCAGGGGCUCUACCGACGGACUUUGCUACCAGGGGUUUUCUUUUGCAAUUUCUACCACCUUUGAUCGCGCACAGAAGUUUUGCUAUCAGGGGUCUCGCGUCGCUAUCAGGGGUCUGCGUCACGGUCCGGAACUACCGAAUUUGCUAUAGGGGGACUACCGACUUUGCUAUCAGGGGUCUUUACGUCCGGGGUCUUUACGUCCGGGGUCUUGCUAGCAGGGUCCGGGGUCUUUCUAUCACCCUUCUUAACCCGCCGAAAUAACACCUUGGUCUCCCUCACCCGAUACCUGCAUGCAUCAACCCAGAAUCGACAAUGCCGCCAAAAAACGAAAGCCGCAGAGAGAGACUUCGAGAUCAGAAAGCAAUGUCGGGGUUGUUUGCAAUGUUGCGGCGUUGCAACAUUCCCAGGGACCGCCCGCGUGGAGGACGCACAUGCAGGGUUUUUGGUCCCCUCAGUGCCACAACGCAGUUUGCUGUGGCACUUCAUGCAAAGGUCGUAUGAAAACUUGUUUGCGAGGUUUCUUCAGAAGCUUUCUUAAGGAGCUCUCUUAAGAGGUACCGCCUAAGCAAUUUUUUUUAGAAUUCAUUUUCUAAGAGCCUCCUAUAGAUUAUAAAUUACAGGCACACCUUGACUCAUUUCUGAAUAGUUAUUAUUAUUCCCAUUCGUCGAGGACGAAAAUGGUGUGAUGCAACCUUCUGCAACCUGCCCCCGUAGCUUUCGGUGCCGAGUACGAAGUAGAAUUCGAUGCAGGAACACAGAAAAAUGCAGCAUCCAAUCGAAGAAGAAGCUUUCCACGACUUGGAAACUGAGAGUGACGUCGGGCAGGACAAGCAGAAACACAUUUCCGUGCAGCGGUCCGCGCGGGGCCCCCCGCGGCCGCCAAUUCCAACUAGUCCCGCUUUUGUUGAGAUGCAGAUGCAACCGGUUCCGCACACGCUUUCAUCGGGGAAAAUGCGGUAUCUCGGCCUCCCUGAACAGAAGAUGUCAAGGCCAGCGGCUGUCGUGGAGGAGGCAAUAAUGGUAAAACCGAUCGCCGCGCCACAGCCGCAACCCCGGUUGAGUGCAGUGUCGCCCGGAACUGCACAAGAGCAGGAGGUGGUGGAUGAGGAGGAGAUGCAUUCUCUAGCCUAUCUUCCCGCCGCGGAGCACGUGCCCUACCAGAAUCUUUUCGGGAAGGUGCUUUUCGGAAAAGGGGGCUACUACGGGCCCGCGAACGCAGCAAACGUGCCCCUGGAACGGCGUCUGAAAAUCUACAUCGCGCUACGCAUCUACUACAUUCGGCACAUCGAUUGUAAGGAAGGGACCUACGAGCUGUCCUUCCGCCAGCUGAGAACCAUCCGCAAGCCGCCGGGGAUGGAACACGUCCUGCCCCUCCUCCGGGAGCGUGCGAAACUGAUAGGGGCACGAAUGAGCAACGUGCCUCGAAAUUCCCAUAGUGCAUCAACUCAGCAAGUGCCAAGCCCCGCACGAGCCACGACCGAGCGGACCAGCAAUUCGAACGCUGCUUCACCACCUUCCCGCGACCACCACCACCUGGAAGGUGCGGUCGUGGAGAAACUGCAGAUCAGGCCUGCUCUGGCAUCGUCACCAACUGCCGUGAGUAAAGUUGGAGUGGUACUAUCAGAACCGAACUUGGUGAUCGGAGGGUGCUCCCCGCAACCCAGCCCCGCCGCGCGCUCACACGCUGCGCAAAUGGAAGCGGAAGAGUGGAUGCUGCCCACGCGCUACUAUCUUUCGCCUUACGCACUGAGGAAUGUGCUGCCGUGCGAUCUGAAACUGUUGGACCAAGAAUUUUUGUCAGUUCUACAACCUGUAGCAGAGUACCUUUGACACAAAAAUCCAUGCGUGAACAUAGACGUUGUCGUUGUACUCUGAGCGGACUAAAGAGAGACGACCACAUGUAUGCUUGUGGACCUGCUAAAGAGUGAGCACUCUGCACAUGAUAAUGUCAACUGAAGAAUUCUUGUUUUUGUGCAUCUCGAUGAAUAUUACAAAAAUUCUGCUUCCGUCAACCAUGAUCGUUCCACGACACCUUUUUCCUUUGAAUGCAGCGGGGAGCAGCGAGAGUUUUCCGCGGAGAUUCCCCUGCCGCAGGAGCUCGUGUUUUCGAACCGCUUGGACGAGGGCGCGGUCACGUAUCCACAAAAAAAGAACCAACCCCAUCUUCCGAUUUGUCAUGCAAAACAUGCAUAAAAUCCAGUAUUUGUCAUGUAAAAAAUGGAUGGGGAUUGAUUGUUGUUUCGUUUUGGAUAUCACGGAAGACGAACCCUUCGUGCACCUCGAGACGGGCGACGUGCACCACUUUGUGUACGGCCGCGUGA